Rhopilema esculentum is the source of this 2712-nucleotide messenger RNA. RefSeq names its product ankyrin repeat domain-containing protein 16. Gene Ontology annotation, cellular component: cytoplasm. The record is from RefSeq and is a predicted model, not a curated record. Gene Ontology annotation, molecular function: protein binding. NCBI's taxonomy places the organism in Eukaryota, Metazoa, Cnidaria, Scyphozoa, Rhizostomeae, Rhizostomatidae.
CAUAAUUCCUCUCGAUGAUAAGCCUUAUCCGUUAGCAUACAGGUAAAGUACCGACAGUCUAUUGGAACUUGCUAUUAGCGGCGAAUAGCGUUGCUAAGAUAUUUUGUGACGUCGAAAUACUUUAGCAGGUCCAAAAACCCUUGCUUGCAGAAUUGGCAACAGUUCUUGAAGGAAUUAUUCUGUAAGUUUGUGUCAGAAAUGUUUUGUUUUAUGUAUAAAAGUUGUGGGCGAGUGAAAGCAAGGACAGUCCUCGAAUCUCGAUCGAACAGUGAAUGUUAAAAGGCACUGAUCAAAUAAUACCUUAGAAGCAGACCACAGAGCCUCAUUAGCAAACACAUCACAGUGCACUUGGAUUAUGUGCAGCUUAAUCCUCCUGGAAACAUGGCUUCUUAAGUAAACGAUCGUGUGAAUGAAUUCAGCUCUGUUGUUAUGACUACCAAGCUGCGUGUGAUGUACACUUUGAUUACAUACUACAAUGCAAGUCUGGUCGCCAGAGAAAACUUCUGUGAAUUAAUUUCUAGUUUGUUUUGCCAGUGCUCCUGUAAAAUUAUUCAUGGUGUUUUCAAUGCUGUAUCUUCGACUCCUUGAUCGACAUCAGCCAACCAGUUCCUGAAUUCCAAGGUCCAAGAAGCAAAACAAAGAUUCGGCAACCAAUCUCGUGUUUAACAUUUAAGACAUUUUUUCAAUCGUCAAUGGAGAUUUCUCAGCUUUAUAAAACUUCAGGCUGUGAAUUUAUACUUAGUCAAUUCUUGACGAUGCGACAUUCAAUCGAUUUUUCUGCAAGCUAGAAAACAGAAAGUGUUAUGGACCGCCUGCCCAAAUCAGCGAGUAAGUCUAGUAUAGAAAAUGAUGUGAGCGAGUUGGAUGAAGACGACGUUGCUCCAAUGCAUCUAUCAACAGAUAUGGCGUUACACGAAUGUGCCAAAAAUGGCAGUUACAACGAAAUGAAAGCACUUUUAUCAAACAAAGAACUUAAUGUAAACGUGAUUCCAGAGAAGGAGGCAGCAUCUCAAGGUCUGAGUGCCUUGCAUUUGGCCGUAAGACACAACCAUAUGAAUUGUGUAAAGCUGCUUCUUGCACGUGGGGCUGAUGUAAACAUAGAAGACAACUUUGGAUUCAAGCCUGUACAUGAUGCGUGUCUCCAAGGAAACUUGGAGGUAUUGCAGCUACUGUUGCAUCACGGAGCGACUGCAGACGGUAUUCCAAAAGAUGGUCUUGGUCACCUAACACCGAUGCUGUAUGCAGCGCGUCAUAAUCACAUCGACUGUCUGAAGCGACUUUCAAAGAAAUUUGGUUUAGAUGAUGCGAUGCUCUGGGAUACGGCAUCGAAGAGAGGAAAUGCUAAAGUAUUGCAAUACUUAUCAGCAACAGAUAUUCCAGCUGAUAUGCUUCCUUCUUGGAUUCAUAAUUCUGCUGUUGGCGGACAAACUGAAUUUCUUAGUCGCAUUUUACAGACAACAGGUUUUGAACUGACAGAAGAAAUGGCCACUAUUGCUUUACUAACAGCUGCACAGCAUGGCCACACCCACUUUCUAGGAGCAUUAAUUGAUUAUGGGGUAAACCCAAACAUAUGUGGCAAAAACAAUGUAACUGCAUUGCACAACGCAGCAAGGUAUGGACAAGUCGAAAGCAUAGUUGAACUCAUACAAAGCGGUGCAAAUACUGAGUCUCUCACGGAUGAGCGAUGGACUCCUUUGCAUGUUGCUGUGAGGCAGUGCCAAGAGGAUGCAGUCACGACACUUAUUGAAAUGGGCGCCUGCAUCGAUUCAAAGGGAGGACCUCUCGAUGAAACUGCACUUCACCUAGCUGUCGUUAUUGGUGAUAUACCGGUGCUAAAGAGUUUGCUGCAAGGCAAUCCAAGUCUGCUGGCUCAAAACAAAAAUGGUAAAACUGUUCUUCAAUUGCAACUUAGAGGAAGCAUAAGGGAUCUGUUAAUUAAGCAUGCAAAAAGCUAGGAAAUAGUUGUUUAGAUUUCUCUGUUUGAUAUGGGAGGAAUUUUAAAGAGCGUUACUGUGUCUGUUUUUUAGACAUAGCAUUAGAACAGGGUCUUCAAAAUUAAUUGUCACAGGUAGAUACAAACAGUUAUUGCAAAAUAUUGGGGGGGGGAGGCUAUAGCCACGUUAGCCCAUUGACCGCGCGGUGCCUGGCAUUAACCCAUCUAAACCUCUUCUAUAUUUGUUUCAGUUUUUCACAUAACACCCGGUUCUUCUUUACCAUAAGUCUUCAAUCCUCUGCGAUGCAUGCACACCCACCAAUCAGCUACCACCCAAACCAUUUUACUUGCAGCAGUCAUUUUAAUUAAGCCCAACAUGCCGGGAUGAAAUCAAUUCCACAAAUUUAUAUACGAGAGGUUAAUGUCUUGAAUUUUGACAGAGCCCCAAAUACUAGGUCUCAGUUUUACCAUUUUACGGAACCGCAACAAAGAGACUUUAAACUUUGCGAGAUUUUGAGACUCUAAACAUUACAUAUCAAUGGACUGCUGCUUGUGGCGGGCUGUCUCUUGUGGGGUAAAAUAUAAGGUUAUUUUCUUGUAUUGGGCAGCAUUCCAUAUAUGUAUAUUGUAUCAUUUUGAUAUUAAAUUGUGUUGUUACUGUUUGACUUCUAACUGUUUCAUAAACUCCCCAUUUACAAAGAGCCUUCAAUUUUUGAGCUCAAUCCUUUGAAUAUUUCUUGACCUUUAAAAAUAUACAUCAACAAAUUAGUGAAUUGUCU